Messenger RNA from Thlaspi arvense, 2093 nucleotides. NCBI's taxonomy places the organism in Eukaryota, Viridiplantae, Streptophyta, Magnoliopsida, Brassicales, Brassicaceae. The record is from the annotation of a GenBank genome assembly.
GGUCGUAGCCGGGGCCGUGGUCGUAGCCGGGGCCGUGGUCGUGGUCGUAGCAGUGGCCGUGGUUGUGGCCCUAAUGGUCAAGGUAGAGGUAGUGGCGAAGGUGGUCAGAGCUUAGAGCAAAAUUAUUCUAAUUCAAGAGGGCAGAGUAUGUUUAAUAGACUUAAUGAAGCUGUUCAAGAUAAUGAAUCAGAAACUAUUAGUAUACAGAACGAAGAACCAAUUAUAGAUGCCGUUCCAAUUUCUUACGUACUUCCAGUUGAUGAUCGUGGGCAUAACAAUAAUAGUCAAAAUAGAGAUAUUAGCAGAGGUGGACAGAUCUUAAGACAGCAUGAUUCUGAUUCAAGAGAAGAGCAUCGUUCUGAACCAUGCUACGACAACCAACAGAGUGAAGGAAUCCAAGACCAUCCAAGAUCGAAUGACGGCAUAAAUAUAUCAUCUAUGCUUCCGAAUUUGAUGAUAUGUUCAACAGUCAGGGAAAAUGGUCAAACACAUUCUAUAUCUACUCAGCUACAAAUGGGUGCAAAUACAUCAUGUAUGCUUUUGAGUUCAAUGAUUGGUUCAAUAGGGGCUAAAAAUGGUCAUACUCACUGGACAUCUACUCAAGUAAUAAUGGGAGCAAACACCUCAUGUAUGUUUCCAAGUUCGAUGAUUUGUUCAACAGAUGCUAAAGAUGGUCAUGCUCACACGAUAACUAUUGAGGGCGCAAACACCUCAUGUAUGUUUCCAAGUUCGAUGAUUUGUUCAACAGGCGUUAAAGAUGGUCAUGCUCACACAACAUCUAUUGGGAGCGCAAAUGCAUCAUGUAUGCUUCCGAGUUUGAUGAUUUGUACGAGAGGCGCUGAAGAUGGUCAUGCUCACUCGACACCUACUGAGGACGCAAACAUAUCAUCUAUGCUUCCGAGUUUGAUGAUUUGUUCAACAAGCGCUAAAGAUGGACAUGCUCACUCGAUAUCUAUUGAGGGUGCAAACACAUCAGGUAUGCUUUCGAGUUCGAUGAUUUGUACAACAGGUGAUGAAGAUGGUCAUGCUCAUUCGACACCUACUGAAGUAAAAAUGGGCGCAAACACAUCAGGUAUGCUUUCGAGUUCGAUGAUUUGUACAACAGGUGAUGAAGAUGGUCAUGCUCACUCGACACCUACUGAGGACGCAAACAUAUCAUCUAUGCUUCCGAGUUUGAUGAUUUGUUCAACGAGCGCUGAAGAUGGGCAUGCUCACUCGACAUCUAUUGAGGGUGCAAACACAUCAUGUAUGCUUCCGAGUUCGAUAAUUUUUACAACAAGCAAUGAAGAUGGCCAUGCUCACUCGACAUCUAUUGAGGGCGUAAACACAUCAUGUAUGCUUCCGAGUUUGAUGAUUUUUACAACAAGCAAUGAAGAUAGUCAUGCGACAUCUAUUGAGGGCGCAAACAUAUCGUGUAUGCUUCCAAAUUCAAUGAGUUGUUCAACAUAUGCUGAAGAUGGUCAUGCUCACUCGACAACUAAUGAGGGCACAAACACAUCAUGUAUGCUUUCGAGUUCGAUGAUUUAUACAAGCGAUGAAGAUGGUCAUGCUCACUCGUCAUCUAUUGAGGGCGCAAACAUAUCAUUUAUGCUUCCGAAUUCAAUGAGUUGUUCAACAGAUACUGAAGAUAGUCAUGCUCACUCGACAACUACUGAGGCAAUUCCGCCCCUCCAAAUUCAACCAUCUUCGAGAAAGGAUAUGGAUGAUGAUGACGUAGUCGAAGUUGUUAGUGUAGAUAUUAAAACUAAUGACACUGAUGAAACUGUUGCUCCCAAUACCGAAGAUGAAAUUUUUGGAGGCUUGGAAGAUCUCAAAAUUGAUCAUGGGAUACCGACUUCAUCAAUCUUUGAUAAUGAUUUCAUGAAACAAAUGGUAAACAAUAACGACUUGUUUGACAGUGGACAUGUUUCUACAGAGUUACAAAAUACUGGAUCAGAUAUGCAUAUGGGGAAUGACCUCAAUAAUUAUAUGAAUCAAGUAGAUGAUGAAAUGGAGAUUGAAAUGAUCGAAACUAACGUCGAUCUUUCAGAUUAUUUCCUAUGAUUCAGAGAGCAAAAUUUGAGUGUGAAUUAUGUAUCUGCAAUCGAAUACUU